Messenger RNA from Paramecium sonneborni, 1842 nucleotides. NCBI's taxonomy places the organism in Eukaryota, Ciliophora, Oligohymenophorea, Peniculida, Parameciidae. The record is from the annotation of a GenBank genome assembly.
AUGAAAAAUAAGAUUGUAUCACUUUUCAUAAAAAGAGAACAUUUAAUUCUCUUGUCUAAAAUGUAACUCAAUGAUUAAAAUGAGCAAAUUUUGGAAAUUGACUAAGUCAAUUAGAAGAUUGAAAAUAGUAUUUUAAAAACAGAGAGAUGGCCUUAAUUAGAUUUGGAUUAUUUUUAGAAUUCUUUUGUAUAAAUAGUAAAUUUGUCAUUUGCCUAUUAUAAAAUGUAUUUUCCAGUUAAUUCAGCUUUACAAAUUAGAGAUCAUUUGAAGUUUACUCAAUGCUUAAAGUAAAUUAAUUAUGGAGGUGUAACACUUGAAGAAGUCUUUAAAUAAUAAAGGGUAGAAGUGAAUCCCUAUAAUAGUUACGAUUAGUUACUUCUCUAUCUAUUCGACUCUCAGAUGAGCCUCUGAUGCCAAAAAUAUUUAACAACAAAUUAGAUUUUGAUUACAUUUCUCUUCUACAAUCAAAGUAUUUUAAUCAAAGAAACCCAGAUUAUUAAACACCUUAUUAGAUUCUCAAUCUUAAACAUUUUGAAAUGAAAAUUAACACCAGGCCUUUUAGAGAAAUAUCUAUUUCUUCAAUCCAAGAUGUUCCUUAAUUUCAAUUAAUCAAUCCUCAAUUAAUCUAACCAAUUAUAAAUUAUGACACUUUAUAUACUACUUUUGAAUAUAAAUUAAAUAAGCUAAUGUCAAGAAAUUUAUAAAUUCAAUAAACUAUUAAAAAUUAUUACUAAUAAGUUAAAUUGUUUGAAGAAAAUUAUAAUUAAAACGAUUAACUCAAAUUAAUAUUUAAUUUAUAAAUCUAAAAGCUUAGAGAAACUACAAUUAAUGAAAAUUAGAAUAAGAUGUUUAAAUCAAAAAUAUAAACAAAUUUAAAUUCAAUUCAAAUUGAGUCUGAUAAAGUAAGUAUGUUAAAUAGUUUAAACUCAAAUGAUAGUGAUAGAAAUAAAUCUUUUCAAUAAUCAAUUAAAAGGUUAAAUAAAAAUGAUUCUUUUUGUGAUCAUGAUAAACUAAGAGCUGCAGACAGAUAAUAAAAAUUAAAAAAUAGGAUAAGAAAUUUAAACACUAUCAUUUUUAAUUAAGUAAAUGAUAUAAGAAAAAAUUAAAUAAAAAUUGAACAAGAUGAUUAAAAUAAUUUUAAAUAAUCUCAAUUUUAAAUAGUAAAAGAUUAGCAAAAUUUAAGAUCAUUAACUCAAUAUACAAUAGAGGAUAAUUAUAAAUCUGAAAUAAAUUUACACUAAAGUUAUCAUGCAUAAAAAAGUCCUAUACUUAAAUAAAUUGAUAAUUAAUUUAAGGAUGAGGAGAAAUAAUCUUAAUUAAUUGAUUAAUUAAGUAGUAGUAUAGAAAUUUAAGGUUAGAGAAAAAAUUAUAAAUUAAGAAGAUCGCAAUAUGCCCCUGAAAAUAGAAAAUUUGAUGAUGGAAGUUGUAGUAAUAAUACUGAACAUAUAAAACAAAGUACUCACUCAAUAAAAAAAUAAAAUAAUAAAUCUAUUGAACGUUUAACUUUGAAACCUAUAGAUUAUGUAUAGGUUUGUUCUGGGGAUAAAAAAUUAUAAUAAACUGAAUAAUUUAUAUUCCAAAAAAAGUAAAAGAGAUAUCAAACAUAAGAAAAGGAAGAAUUCGCAUUAAAUGAUAUUUUAAAAUUGAAAAAACAAAGCCACUAAAGUGUGAGAAAUGCUUUACUAUUACUAACUUGUGCUCGUUCAGAGUAACUUUUAACUUCAUUGAUAGCUAGUGGAACUAUUAAACAUUAAUAAUAUUAGUCUUUCUUAUAACCAAUUAAGAUAUAUUCUAAAGCUAAAUAUCUGACUCCAAAGUGAUAUAUUUACAUAAAAUCAAUGU